Plenodomus lingam JN3 is the source of this 855-nucleotide messenger RNA. RefSeq lists its product as uncharacterized. The record is from RefSeq and is a predicted model, not a curated record. Gene Ontology annotation, cellular component: mitochondrion. NCBI's taxonomy places the organism in Eukaryota, Fungi, Ascomycota, Dothideomycetes, Pleosporales, Leptosphaeriaceae.
AUGGAUCUACCAAAAGAAGUACUACCCCCGUCACCCAAAUUGCAACCCAAGUACAACACCCAUAAACUUGGGCUGAGAGUUGGCGUCGAUGCCAUGGCUGCAGGUGCGGCCGGCGUUCUCGUAGCACCGGUCAUUACGAUGAUAGACAAGGGUAUCAUGCAGAAUGCGAGUGGUGCAAACACACUAGGCGGCAGUCUGCAAAAGAGUGCUGCGGAGAUGCUGAGGAGACCGCUGAAGUUUGUCGGGAGCAGACCGUUCCUGUUGGUUUUUACCCUCUACUUCGGGACCUACAUGACCGCAAACACAACUGACACAAUCUCCACCACCCUAAACUCGACCCCCCUUGAUACAACCACAUCCGGAACCUCCAAAUUCCUCGCCACAAGCACCGCAAAUCUCUCCCUCUGCCUCUUCAAAGACGCCCAAUUCACCAAACUCUUCGCCGCCGCAAACACGCCCGUCCGGCCCGUCCCCCUCCCCACUUUCGCCCUCUUCACCAUCCGCGACGCCCUCACCAUCUUUGCCUCUUUCAACCUGCCGCCCCGUCUCGCCCCGCACUUCUCCGAUGCCAUGGGCGCUGAAAUCCAGCGGAAUUGGAUCACUGCGCCUAGUGCGGCACAAUUCGUUACCCCGGCUGCCGUGCAGCUGUUUUCGACGCCGCUGCACCUCUUGGGGCUGGACUUGUAUAACAGGCCGCAGGUGAGUGCGGGGGACAGGGUGGCGCGUGUGCUGAGGGAUUGGGGGAAGAGUGCGCUUGCGAGGGUGGGGAGGAUUGUACCCGCGUUUGGGGUGGGUGGCGUGGUCAAUAUGAAGGUUCGGGGGUGGGGGAUGAGGAAUUUGCAGGAAAGGAGUUGA